Messenger RNA from Theobroma umbraticum, 1827 nucleotides. RefSeq names its product RHO guanyl-nucleotide exchange factor 3 (gene ROPGEF3). Gene Ontology annotation, molecular function: guanyl-nucleotide exchange factor activity. The record is from RefSeq and is a predicted model, not a curated record. Lineage: Eukaryota; Viridiplantae; Streptophyta; Magnoliopsida; Malvales; Malvaceae.
UGCUGCAAGAAAGAUGGGUCAUUCUUUUUUCUUUUCUUUUUCUUCUGUCCAAUGUAAAUAAUACAGUUUAAUUCAAUUCUUUUACCGGGUCCAUGUUUUAGACCGUGAGUCUUAAAAGGUCCCAUCCGUCCAGUUUGUUUUGAUCAUGAUUCAAAAGGUCCUCAAAGCUUGAGACCCACUAACCAAAUUUCAUGAUUAUUUGCAGAGUUGAGUUGUAACAAGGCUCAAAUGGACAGCAUGUCAAAUUCUGAUGAAACUUAUGAUCUGGGAUAUCAGCCUUCUCCUUCUUCUAUUGAUCAAAAUGAUCGAUCAACUACAGGAACUCCGGGGUACUCACCGCUGAGUGGUGAUUCUUUCGUGUAUUGCCGGACUUAUUCUGAGGCCUCUGCAUUUUCAGACCCUGUUGAUAAUCACAGUUGUUGUAGUGAAGCUUCACCUUCUCACUGGCCACCCACAAGAUCCGGGGCUCAGAAUCAAGCUGUUCUUACCAGGCUUGGAACGAAGCAGCGACAAAGUAAUGCGGAUGACAAGCUUGACAAUCAGGAUUCAUUGGAUUUAGAACUCGAAACGAUGAAGGAAAGAUUUGCAAAACUUUUACUAGGAGAAGACAUGUCAGGAAGUGGGAAAGGGGUCUGCACAGCGGUUACAAUCUCAAAUGCCAUAACCAAUCUCUAUGCAACUGUCUUUGGGCAAAAUUUGAGGUUGGAGCCUUUGAACCCCGAAAAAAAGGCACUGUGGAAAAGAGAAAUGGACUGUCUUUUAUCUGUCUGCGAUUACAUUGUGGAAUUUUCUCCCAAAUCACAGAAUUUGUGUAAUGGAACAGCUGUUGAGAUAAUGGAGAGCAGACAAAGAUCAGAUAUUUAUGUCAAUCUUCCUGCACUGAGAAAGUUGGAUGCAAUGCUCAUUGAAAUACUAGACAGCUUCCAGGACAGAGAAUUCUGGUAUGCAGAGCAAGGGAGCAUGUCCUCGAAUUCGACUCGUACUGGCUCCUUUCGAAGGGUUGUUCAGAGAAAUGAUGAGAAAUGGUGGGUUCCAGUGCCAUGCGUUCCUCCAACUGGUCUCUCUGAGAAAGCAAGGAAGUGCUUGCGACACAAACGUGACUGUGCUAAUCAAAUUCACAAGGCAGCUAUGGCUAUCAACAGUAGUGUUCUUGCUGAGAUGGAGAUUCCAGACUCAUACAUGGCAUCCCUUCCAAAGAGCGGAAGAGCCAGUAUUGGAGACCCAAUUUACCGCUUCAUGUACACGACAGAAAAAUUCUCCCCUGACUAUCUGCUUGAUUGUCUCAAUAUAGCAUCCGAACAUGAAGCACUUGAGCUCGCAGACCGCGUUGAAGCAUCAAUGUAUACAUGGAGACGUAAAGCAUGCAUGAGCCACUCAAAAUCAUCAUGGGGAAUGGUAAAGGACCUCAUGUCUGAUGUUGAUCGAAGUGACAAGAAUCAUAUAUUGGCUGAAAGAGCAGAGAGCUUGUUAUUUGCCUUGAAGCAGAGGUAUCCUGAACUUGCACAGACAUCCUUGGACACAUGCAAGAUUCAAUACAAUCGGGAUGUGGGCCAAGCAAUCCUGGAGAGCUACUCAAGAGUUUUAGAAGGUCUUGCUUUUAACAUUGUUGCUUGGGUUGAAGAUGUCCUUUUUGUAGACAGAACAAUAAGAAACCAAGAGUAAGCUAAAUGGCAAGCAGGAAAACUAUCAAUGAGGGCUAGCUCAACCCCAAAGUCAUCUCUGGCUGUUCAUUCGUUCAACAAUUUCUGGUAAAUCCAUUUUGCAAGAAGCCAAGAACAUAAUCUGGUUGGGAAACCUGGCAAUUUUUAUUUAUAGUUUCAUGCAUAU